AUGUGGAUCUCUGGUGCGCUUUACAGUGAGCAACAACUGUCUCAGUGGUCCCACCCUCAAAAGCUUGAAAAUUUGCAGAAACUUAACCAGAACUCUGUUCGGGGAAACCAACUCACUGGAAAUAUAUCUGAGGUAGUUGGUGACCGUCCAAACCUGGAAUACAUCGAUUUGAGCUACAACAGUUUUCAUGAAGAACUCUCUCAUAACCGGGGAAGCCUUGAUCAUCUCGACUUAUCAGCAAACCGAUUAAAUGGGUCAAUACCAGCAAACUUGGGUGACUGCUCGAACUUGUAUUACUUGAACCUGAGCAAUAACAGGCUUAGCCACAGAAUUCCUGAGAAAUUCAUUCCAAAGGCUUUUGAGGAUACGCGUGGCUUGUCGGAUGUUGAGAUAUCUUCCAAUCAGUUGCAGGGUCCCAUUCCCAACAGCAAAGCAUUUCGAGAUGCUACCAUUGAGGUGUUAAAGGUGAACAAUGGCUUGUGCGGCAAUGUUAAAGGGUUGCAACCCUGCAAAAAGGGUUCUGGAGUAGGCCAACCAGCUGUCAAAAAGGGCCACAAAAUUGUGUUUAUAAUCAUAUUCCCUCUUUUGGGAGCACUUCUACUUCUUCUUGCUUUCAUUGGAAUUUUCUUGGUUGCUGAAAGAAGAGAGAGAACUCCAGAAAUCGAAGAAGUUGAUGUACAGAAUGAUCUCUCUUCCAUAUCAACUUUUGACGGAAGAACAAUGUAUGGAGAGAAUAUAAAGGCCACCAAGGAUUUUGAUCCCAUGUAUUGCAUCGGAAAGGGAGGGCAUGGAAGCAUUUACAAGGCAGAGCUGCCGUCAGGUAAUAUAGUAGCUGUGAAGAAGCUUCACCCAUCCGAUAUAGAUAUGGCAAAUCAAAGGGAUUUCUUGAAGGAAGUAAGGGCGCCCACAGAAAUCAAGCAUCGAAACAUUGUGAAACUUCUUGGUUUCUGUUCACAUCCACGACACUCGUUUCUGGUCUACGAGUACCUUGAAAGAGGUAGCCAGGCUACAAUCUUGAGCAGGGAAGCAGUUAAGAAAUUGGUUUGGGCUACAAGGAUCAAUAUCAUUAAAGGAAUGGCUCACGCUUUGUCUUACAUGCACCAUGAUUGCUUACCCUUAAUUGUUCAUCGGCAUAACUCAAGCAGCAAUAUUCUACUGGAUUCUCAACAUGAGCCUCAUAUUUCUGACUUCGGCACUGCCAAGCUUCUAAAGCUAGACUCAUCAAAUCAGAACGCACUUGCAGGCACAUUUAGAUACGUUGCACCAGGUAUUUGUUCACUCCUCAAUUAA
This is a messenger RNA of Vitis riparia (riverbank grape), 1290 nucleotides long. RefSeq names its product MDIS1-interacting receptor like kinase 2-like. Gene Ontology annotation, molecular function: ATP binding; protein binding; protein kinase activity. Lineage: Eukaryota; Viridiplantae; Streptophyta; Magnoliopsida; Vitales; Vitaceae. Bases 1 to 1290 code for a protein of 429 amino acids. The transcript is spliced from 3 exons. Gene Ontology annotation, biological process: protein phosphorylation. The record is from RefSeq and is a predicted model, not a curated record.